CACGGCUCUGAUAGGGUCCUGGACAGAAAACUACCAGCUUGCGGCUUGCCCGUCUUCUUCCAUUGUCCCACACAAAGCUUCUCGAUCCUUCGCGAAACCCAAACCCCCUCCCCUCGCUUCGUCCCCUCCUUCCGCCAAAACCCAGAUCCCGAAGCCCCGCCGCCGCGCCGCAUGGACCAUCCAUGGCGCGUCCCCGCCGGGGCCGGCGCCGACCUCUGCCCGGUCUGUUCCGCGCGCCACUUCCCCUUCUGCCUGCCGCCGCCUCUCCCGCCGCACCCCUUCCCGUAUGACCUCCACCCGCCGCCGCCCCCUCCUCCCCCCCAUCCCUUCCCUUAUGACCCGCCGCCGCCGCCGCCGCCGACGAUGUGGGGCCCUCCGGCUCCUGGGCCGCACGACGCGCGCCCCUACGAGUUCCCCGGCAGGGAGGGGCCCCACAAGCGGAUGCGCGUGGGCGAGGCGCCCCCGUUCGAUCCGUACGGCUUCGCGCCCCCACCCCCGGGAAGGGCUCCGGUGGAGGGCGAUCGGCUGCUUGGCCUGAUCCGGGACCAUGGCCACAACCCACUUCCUGGAUCGGCCUGGCGUGGCGAGCCGUGCCCACCUGAUGGCGGCUUUGGUUACGGAGGAGGCAGAGGCUAUCCUUCUCCAUACCCACGAGGAGGCGAUUUUGAGAAUUUCGGCCAUGCUGGAAGGUUGCCACCUCCAAUGCCAUUGCACGAUAACAAUGGCUUCGGACAAGGUCUUGCACCGGGAGAAGGAUCUCACGGGAGGUAUCUUGAUAGUGCCGAUCACCAUUACCAUCAGUUCCACCCCGAGGCAUUGCCUCAUGUGCCACCACACCCUCCACUGCCUCCAUAUGCGGAGGCAGCAAAUCACAAUGGUUCCUGUGCUUGGCUUCCUGGGGUGGGUGCCGUACCGGCACCGCCAGAGCCUCUAUUUCCCUCUCACCGGGAUUACCAUACUGCGCCACCACGGCCGACUGCAAAUUCAUCGUUGUUUCCUGUCCUUUCCGGUUCUCCAGCUACGGCAGUUAAUCCACCUAGAGCUCACACCUUGCCUCAAGCUCACCUAAUGCCAAAUGCAAACUGUCAUAACAAUGAGGGGUCAGGUUUGAUUUAUCGGCCAUUGUCAGAGCAACACUUGAUAGAUGGAAGGUCAACCAAUGCACAACAUUCUGUGGAAAAUUCCAAGGUCACAAUCAUCAAUGCAUGCGAUCUAUUCAAGCAGCCCCGUCGUGCAUCACGCCCUGACCAUAUUGUUAUCAUCCUCCGAGGGCUUCCAGGUAGUGGGAAGAGCUAUCUUGCAAAGGCAUUACGUGAUCUUGAGGUUGAUAAUGGUGCAAAUGCACCUAGAAUCCAUUCCAUGGAUGAUUAUUUCAUGAUUGAAGUUGAGAAGAAAUUGGAAGAUAAUGAAGGCUCUAAAUCUUCUGGUGCAUCAAAAGGGAGGAGGCAGUUGACCAAGAAAGUGAUUGAGUACUGUUAUGAACCGGAAAUGGAGGAGACCUACAGGUCAAGCAUGUUGAAGGCAUUUAAGAAGACCCUUGAUGAAGGAAAUUUCACAUUUGUGAUUGUGGAUGACCGCAAUCUGCGGGUAGCUGAUUUUGCUCAAUUUUGGGCAACUGCGAAGCACUCAGGCUAUGAGGUGUACUUGCUGGAGGCACCAUACAAGGAUCCAGCGGGUUGUGCUGCAAGAAAUGUGCACGGAUUUACGUUGGAUGAGAUAAAAAAGAUGGCAGCAGACUGGGAAGAGGCUCCACCACUGUAUCUGCAGCUAGAUAUACAUUCAUUAUUCCAUGAUGAUAAUCUUCAUGGCCACUCUAUACAAGAGGUAGAUAUGGACACAGAGGACAGUGAUGAUGAUGCUAAUGAAACUAGUACGACUGCUGAAAACUCAAAGAAGGAUAUACAAGAAGCACCGCAUAAUGAAUCAAAUGAAGGGGAAAAUUGGAACACAGAAGUAGAAGAUGAUCUGGAUGCCUUCAAAGAGCUAGGACAGAGCAAAUGGUCAAAAGAUGUUGAAGAUGACACUGAGAAGACUGAAAAUACGGAAGGAAAUACACAAGCUCUUUCCGGCCUGGCCCAAACAUAUAGCACUCGUCAGAAAAGAGUCAGUUGGGGUGAUCGGCUUGAAAAGGGUGGGUUUUCGAUUGCUGCAACUAAAAGAAAACUCGCUUCAUCACUAGUCAUAGGGCCUGGAUCAGGGUACAAUUUGGUCUCCAACCCCUUGGCAGAAGAUAAUUCCACGGGGAUGAAAGGGAAGACCAACAACGAGACCAAGAAAAGGUUCAGUGAACAACUCCGUGAUGAAGGUCAAUCCUUCAGGGCAGUUUUUGACAAGAGAAAGCAGCGCAUCGGAGUUUUUGAAAAUGGAGACGAUUAGUAGUCCUUGACAGAGAAGCAUAUCAUGUCUGCCCUUGAGUUCUCUGGAUGCCCAAGGUAUGACCUGGAGGGGACAGACGCAGACAGCUCGGAAUCACCGCUUUGUCUCCUCAUCCUCCAGCACAUCACAAUUUUGCGGCUUCCAGUGAUGUGUGGGAUCCAGAUUCUACACUGAUCCCCAUAGUAGCCAUUGGCAUGGUCGAUGGAGAUUAUUAGUUCCAAUGGGUCUGUAAGAUGGUUGCGAUGUGAAUAGGGACCAGGGGCUUGUUUUUUUCAAGGGUAACCCCCAAAGACCAUAGCCCAUAGGAUGUACUGUACCAAUUCAUCAGCCACACUAAAUGGUGGCCAAUAGUUUUUACAUGUAACCGUCACGUAUUUAUCAUGAGGAAAUACUCAUCCAGCUGCCUCUUGGCAACCUUACAUAGUAAAAUGUUCUAGAGUUUGAAUCUGAGGUAUAAA
Molecule: messenger RNA, 2834 nt
Organism: Panicum hallii
Lineage: Eukaryota; Viridiplantae; Streptophyta; Magnoliopsida; Poales; Poaceae
Biological process (GO): regulation of telomere maintenance
Cellular component (GO): nucleus
Source: RefSeq, a predicted model, not a curated record